Molecule: messenger RNA, 3365 nt
Organism: Stegostoma tigrinum
Lineage: Eukaryota; Metazoa; Chordata; Chondrichthyes; Orectolobiformes; Stegostomatidae
Product: hemicentin-2-like
Exons: 6
Coding region: 368-1183 (271 amino acids)
Biological process (GO): negative regulation of T cell proliferation; T cell costimulation; positive regulation of T cell proliferation
Cellular component (GO): external side of plasma membrane
Source: RefSeq, a predicted model, not a curated record
GCAUAAUCCUGCUCCUGACGUCACCUCGGUUUAACAUGCAGGCUGGUUCGUGCUCCUGGGAAAGUCCGCUGCGUGCGCCCACGCCAUUCCAUUUCUCCCGAUAAUUUAAUCUUGUCCACAUGAACUCGUCCGCGGUCCAGUCAGUUCGAAACAGAAAGUGUUUUCACAAGCCCGAAGGGAAAAAGGGGAGCGCAAGCUGUGUUCUUUGUCUUCCCCAGUUCAGACAGACUGCAGGAGACUGUUUCACUAUUUGCACUUGGACAAGGCAACGGGGAAAAGGGAACUUCGCCGCUUUUGUGCCGAUAUCCCUGAAUCGUUCUCAGAAUUGUCAAGGCGUCCGAUAAUAAAUGGUGAAACGAGUCUGGAAAUGGUUUCAUACCAGACAAUAAAUCUUCUUCCUGUCAUCUUCUACAUCCUUCCAUCAUUUGCAAACAGUUUCUUGGAUUUAUUUUGUAGCUCUUCAGUGACAGGAAUAUUCAAUAAAGACACUAAACUACGGUGCACAGUCACUUCACAAGUGGAGUGGCACUGGACAGACAUUGUACUACUUAAACAGGGAGAAGAUGCAAUAGUGUUUAAAAGUGUCAAUGAAGUUCAGGGUCGGAUUAAAUUACUUCACUCAGGACCUCAAGACGUGUCACUGGUGAUCCAGAACACACAGUUGUCAGAUAUUGGGAAAUAUCAAUAUCAUUUGCAGACAACUGUUGGUCACAAAAAUGCUGACAUCAAUUUGAAGGUUAAAGCUCCAUACAACAUGACUGUUUCUCCAAACAUCGUAUCAUCGAGAAUAGUCAGUGUCACUUGUGAAGCAACUGGAUAUCCACUGGGUCAGAUGCACUGGUUCUUGAAUACAAAAACGAACCUCACAUCCAGUACUAAUACUAGUAUUGAAGAAACACCACAGGGACUGUACAAGAUCAGCAGCACACUUCAAACCAAGGAAGAAACAGAAACUUCAGGAAGUGUUUAUACUUGUGCCAUGUGGAGCAUAGAAGACAGUAAAUAUGAAGUGAUGGAAAAUAUUUCAUUCUCUCAUUCAAAUUCUAGCUCUGCUGAGAGUUCUGGAAAGGAAAGGAAAAAUGCUUUCGUAAUUGUCCCUGUGAUUAUGGCAUUACCUUUUGUUGUGUUAGUAAUCUCUGCAUUUCUGAAAUUUAGGAAAAGAUCGCAUGCAGCUCUCAUCUAGGAUAAUACACCGACUAUCCUAUGGCAUUGGACUGAACACUUCAUUCAUCCUUUCUCUGCAAAGAAACAAUGCUUCACAUUAGUUUUCUAUGGAUACCAUCAGCCAAACACAGUGUUCAAAUGCAAAAGUCUAAAUACUAAAGAACUUGGCUUUCAAUGCAGGCUGUUUUUUUAUCUAGAAGAUCUCUAUUUUGAAGCAGAUGUAAAAACUGGAUCAAUCACAGUGCGCUGGGAAGGAAAAAGAAUAUUUUCAACACAGUUAACUUUGAAGAUAUACUUGUGGUUUUCUUACGGAAAUACUGUGAAUGGUUUUGACUGUUGGACUGUAUUUCUCACUUGGGUGAAGAGGAAUCGUAGCUGCAGAGAAUUGACAUGAAAAAUGAAAUUUCAGUAUUUUCUGAAUUGUAAACACUGAUCAUUAUGUUUGUACACUAAUUACUGUAAAUCACUCUAAGUCUGAUUGAGCUGAAUAACACAUGUAUACAUUUCGUAAAGUAUUAAUUAAUUUUUGCUGUGCCCUUGUUUUGUGUUAACAGAUAAUGUAAAAUAAAUGUAGAUCUCCUGAAGUUUAAUACUGAGCAGGCAAAAUCUUAGCAGGUUGCUGUACCUGUUGUGGCCUCCUCUACAUGAGGGAAGGGGAGGCUUGGGGACCGCUUUGCAGAACACCUACGGUCAGUUCGCAGUAAACAACUGCACCUGCCAGUCGCGAACCAUUUCAACUCCCGCUCCCAUUCCUCAGAUGAUAUGUCCAUUCUGGGCCUCCUGCAGUGCCGCAAUGAUGCCACCCGAAGGUUGCAGGAGCAGCAACUCAUAUUCUGCUUGGGAACCCUGCAGCCCAAUGGUAUCAAUGUGGAAUUCAUAAGCUUCAAAAUCUACCCUCCUACACCGCAUUCCAAAACCAGACCAGCUGGUCCCCGCCUCCCUAACCCGUUCUUCCUCCCACCUAUCCCCUCCUCCCACCUCAAGCUGCACCCCCAUUUCCUACCUACUAACCUCAUCCCACCCCCUUGACCUGUCUGUCCUCCCUGGACUGACCUAUCCUCUCCCUACCUCCACACCUACACUCACCUUUACUGGCUGCACCCCCGCCUCUUUGACUCGUCUAUCUCCUCUCCACCUAUCUUCUCCUCUAUCCGUCUAUCUGCCUUCCCCUCUCUUCCUAUUUAUUUCAGAACCCCCUUCCCCUCCCCCAUUUCUGAAGAAGGGUCUAGGCCCAAAACGUCAGCCUUCCUGCUCCUAUGAGGCUGCUCGACCUGCUGUGUUCAUCCAGUUCUACACUUUGUUAUCUCAGAUUCGCCAGCAUCUGCAGUUCCUAUUAUCUCUGACACAAUAGGCUGUAAACAAUAUGGCUUGUGGCAAGAUAAGUAUUAGGAUCAGUCAAGAUGGUCAUCUCAAUGUCGAGAUCAUCUUGCUACAGCCUUUUCCCUUUAUCACGCAGCAUGGCAGGAUCCUUGCCUGGGAACAGUGAGUUCUUGGUUGACAAUGUCCAUUGCUUGUUAUAUGGCUUGUUGACAGCCCAGACCAGUAUGGGGUGUGAUCUUACCAAACUUGCCACACAAAUUGGCCAUCAGGAAAACUUGCCAUGGAAACCAGAGUAGGUUUUUGGUGGGUUUGACUGGCUACUGGCUCCAGAAGAUCUGUGUGAGCAAUGAAUAGUUCCUCCAAUACUUCCCUGAUGAUUUGGAGAGGUCAGGAAGUUGUCCUCUGUUGAGAUCUGGACUGGGUGCUGGGGUAAAUGAAUUUAUCUGCAGGACAUAAGAUGCAGAAGGCAUUACAGCCGGUGGCUUGUUAUGUUCAAUGCCUGGUUAAUGUGACACUUGUGCUGGGACGACAAAUUUUACUUCCUUCUCGACUUGUCAACCCCACAGAAGCAGCCUGUGUUUUCUCCUGCUAGAUUGCGAAUUCUUUCCUCGGAACAGGUGAAGACAUGAACAUCUGGCGCUUCCCUCACCUGUGUGGCAUCGCUCAGCCCUGUUAUGGGAUGUCUUCUCCUGUAAUGACAUACAGUAGGAAAUUAAUUAGAAUCAAGUGGAUGGCACGACUUUUGAGGCUGGUGCAUUUGGGAAAAGUGAGGAGUCCCAAGGAAGUGUGGGAUUGGUGGUGUAUGAGGUUGGGUGGGCAAUGAGAGCUCGUGAGGGUAGAUUUUGUAUGCAUCACAAGGUUAGGCAGAGCAUAAAAGUUGG